Molecule: messenger RNA, 3257 nt
Organism: Chrysochloris asiatica (Cape golden mole)
Lineage: Eukaryota; Metazoa; Chordata; Mammalia; Afrosoricida; Chrysochloridae
Gene: ATP2A3
Product: ATPase, Ca++ transporting, ubiquitous
Exons: 22
Coding region: 120-3257 (1045 amino acids)
Biological process (GO): calcium ion transmembrane transport; intracellular calcium ion homeostasis
Cellular component (GO): membrane
Molecular function (GO): P-type calcium transporter activity; ATP binding; ATP hydrolysis activity
Source: RefSeq, a predicted model, not a curated record
ACUGCGGACAUGGCCUCACGCGGCGCCCGCCCGGGCCCGAGAUCCCGGCGCCCCGCGCUGUAGCUGCGCGUAGAGGAGGCCUCGACAGAGCCCACGGCGCAGACAGCCGGGCGGGCGGCAUGGAGGCGGCGCACCUGCUUCCGACUGCCGACGUGCUGCACCGCUUCGAGGUGACGGCCGAGUGCGGCCUGAGUCCGGCGCAAGUGACCAGCGCGCGGGAGCGCUACGGCCCCAAUGAGCUCCCAACUGAGGAAGGGAAGUCCUUGUGGGUGCUGGUGCUGGAGCAGUUUGAGGACCUCCUGGUGCGCAUCUUGCUGCUGGCUGCCCUGGUCUCCUUCGUCCUGGCCUGGUUCGAGGAGGGCGAAGAGACCGUGACUGCCUUCGUGGAGCCCCUGGUCAUCAUGCUGAUCCUUGUGGCCAAUGCAAUUGUGGGCGUGUGGCAGGAACGCAACGCUGAGAGUGCCAUCGAAGCCCUGAAGGAAUAUGAGCCUGAGAUGGGCAAGGUGAUCCGCUCGGACCGCAAGGGUGUGCAGAGGAUCCGUGCCCGGGACAUGGUUCCUGGAGACAUCGUGGAAGUGGCGGUUGGGGACAAAGUGCCUGCUGACCUCCGCCUCAUCGAGAUCAAGUCUACUACACUGCGAGUGGACCAGUCCAUCCUGACCGGUGAAUCUGUGUCUGUGACCAAGCACACAGAUGCCAUCCCAGACCCCAGGGCUGUGAAUCAGGACAAGAAGAACAUGCUGUUUUCUGGCACUAACAUUGCAUCGGGCAAAGCAGUGGGUGUGGUGGUGGCCACAGGCCUGCACACAGAGCUAGGUAAGAUCCGGAGCCAGAUGGCGGCCGUGGAGCCGGAGCGGACGCCACUGCAGCGCAAACUGGAUGAGUUCGGGCGGCAGCUGUCCCGAGCCAUCUCCGUGAUCUGUGUGGCUGUGUGGGUCAUCAACAUCGGCCACUUUGCCGACCCAGCUCAUGGUGGUUCCUGGCUCCGUGGUGCUGUCUACUACUUCAAGAUUGCUGUGGCCCUGGCUGUGGCCGCCAUCCCUGAGGGCCUCCCGGCUGUCAUCACUACAUGCCUGGCUCUGGGCACACGGCGCAUGGCACGCAAGAACGCCAUCGUGCGGAGUCUGCCCUCUGUGGAGACCCUGGGCUGCACAUCAGUUAUCUGCUCCGACAAGACUGGCACACUCACUACCAACCAGAUGUCUGUCUGCCGGAUGUUCGUGGUGGCUGAGGCCAAGGCCGACUCCUGCCAUUUGUACGAAUUCACCAUCUCGGGUACCACAUAUGCCCCCGAGGGCGAAGUGCGGCAGGGAGAAAAGCUCGUUCGUUGCGGGCAGUUCGACGGGCUGGUGGAGCUGGCGACCAUCUGUGCUCUGUGCAAUGACUCUGCGCUGGACUACAAUGAGGCCAAGGGCGUGUACGAGAAAGUGGGAGAGGCCACAGAGACAGCUUUGACUUGCCUGGUGGAGAAGAUGAACGUGUUUGACAUGGACCUGCAGGCACUGUCCCGGGUGGAACGAGCUGGCGCCUGCAACACGGUCAUCAAGCAGCUGAUGCGGAAGGAGUUCACCCUGGAGUUCUCCCGGGACCGGAAGUCCAUGUCAGUGUACUGCACAUCCACCCGCCCAGGCUCAGCCACCCAGGGCAGCAAGAUGUUUGUGAAGGGGGCUCCAGAGAGCGUGAUUGAGCGCUGCAGCUCAGUUCGUGUGGGGAGCCACAAAGUACCCCUGAACACCACCGCCAGGGAGCAAAUCCUGGCAAAGAUCCGAGAUUGGGGCUCAGGCUCAGACACGCUGCGCUGCCUGGCACUGGCCACUCGGGAUGUGCCUCCAAAGAAGGAGGACAUGCAGUUGGACGACUGCAGCAAGUUUGAGCAGUACGAGACGGACUUGACCUUCGUGGGCUGUGUGGGCAUGCUGGACCCUCCGCGGCCCGAAGUGGCUGCUUGUAUCACCCGUUGUCGUCAGGCGGGUAUCCGCGUGGUCAUGAUCACAGGUGACAACAAAGGCACAGCCGUGGCCAUUUGUCGCCGGCUUGGCAUCUUUGGGGACACAGAGGACGUGAUGGACAAGGCAUACACAGGCCGUGAAUUUGAUGACCUCAGCCCUGAGCAGCAGCGCCACGCCUGCCAGACAGCCCGCUGCUUCGCCCGAGUGGAGCCCGCGCACAAGUCCCGCAUUGUGGAGAACCUGCAGUCCUUUAAUGAGAUCACCGCCAUGACUGGUGACGGCGUGAAUGAUGCUCCAGCCCUGAAGAAAGCAGAGAUUGGCAUUGCCAUGGGCUCAGGCACAGCUGUGGCCAAGUCAGCGGCAGAGAUGGUGUUGUCAGAUGACAACUUUGCCUCUAUUGUGUCUGCGGUGGAGGAGGGCCGGGCCAUCUACAGCAACAUGAAGCAAUUUAUCCGCUACCUCAUUUCUUCCAAUGUCGGCGAGGUCGUCUGCAUCUUCCUCACGGCAAUUCUGGGCCUGCCUGAAGCCCUAAUCCCCGUGCAGCUGCUCUGGGUGAACCUGGUGACAGAUGGCUUACCUGCUACGGCCCUGGGUUUUAAUCCACCAGACCUGGAUAUCAUGGAGAAGCUACCCCGGAACCCCCGUGAGGCCCUCAUCAGUGGCUGGCUCUUCUUCCGCUAUCUGGCUAUUGGUGUGUACGUGGGCCUGGCCACUGUAGCUGCCGCCACAUGGUGGUUCCUGUAUGAUGCCGAGGGACCACAUGUCACUUUCUACCAGCUGAGAAACUUCCUGAAGUGUUCCAAGGACAACCCACUCUUUGCCAAUGACAACGUUGACUGCGAAGUCUUCGAGUCCCGCUUCCCAACAACCAUGGCCCUCUCUGUGCUGGUGACCAUUGAGAUGUGCAACGCCCUAAACAGUGUCUCAGAAAACCAGUCGCUGCUGCGGAUGCCACCCUGGCUGAACCCCUGGCUGCUAGCUGCUGUGGCCAUGUCCAUGGCCCUGCACUUCCUCAUCCUGCUGGUACCACCUCUGCCCCUCAUUUUCCAGGUGACCCCACUGAGCGGGCGCCAGUGGGUGGUGGUUCUCCAAAUAUCCCUGCCUGUCAUCCUGCUUGAUGAGGCCCUGAAGUACCUGUCACGAAACCACAUGGACGUCCAUUUCCAUCCAGGCAUUCUCAGGACAGUCUCCCAGGCUUGGAGUGCGCAGCCGCUGCCUGCCUCCCGGACCCCAGACCACACUGGAAGAAAAGGGCCAGAAGUGAAUGCUGGGAGCAGAGUGAAGUCUCCAACGUUGUCCUCAGACUGA